Messenger RNA from Fusarium mangiferae, 921 nucleotides. RefSeq lists its product as uncharacterized. NCBI's taxonomy places the organism in Eukaryota, Fungi, Ascomycota, Sordariomycetes, Hypocreales, Nectriaceae. The coding region runs from base 1 to 921 and encodes 306 amino acids. The record is from RefSeq and is a predicted model, not a curated record. The transcript has a single exon.
AUGGAUCAACAGCGGCUGAUAAACGAGGUCCUUCAUCCAAAGCCUAUCGCUAAUCAAAGCCCUUCACCCGGCUCACCCCAAUCCGGGAGAAACAUGCCACCACGAAAAUGCAAAGCCUCAUCGCGUCACAUCGAAAGUGGUACACCCUUCCUCGCCCUCCCAGCCGAGAUCCGUCUCGAAAUCUAUCGCCUCCUCCUCGUCUCCAAGGCCUACGCCGAGCUUCACCACUGCACCUCCAAAAAGUUCCGUCUUAUCCCUAAGGAACCUUGGGACUGUCCUCUUGAAAUCGAUCCACAAAUCUUACUGACUUGCCGGAUCAUCAAUAAAGAAGGUACCCCGAUCUUGUACUCGGAAAACGGCUUUCGAAGGGGUUAUUCCUGGCCGCGUCGCUAUACUCAUACGCGAGGACGCAGAAAGUGGCCGAUUUCUGAUACGUCGCCUGUAAGCAAGGUUAAUUUCGCUUGUAUCUCUCGAUUACGCCUUUUUCGAGAUUACGAUCACUGGUUUUGUGAUGGGGAACUCAAGAUCUUCAAAGACGUUCCGCACUUGAAAGAUCUGGACAUUCACAUUGAUCAAAAUGACUUCGCUGAGGCGUCCAGCGAGUUUACAUACCAAACCCUCAAAGCAAUCCGCUCAGGUAUUCGGUCCCUCAAUAUGGAAAUCCGUCUUGAUUUCCGGGAAAAAGCGCAUACAGACUGGCUAGCCAAAUGCAAAGACCGCGAGACAGAGAACUUCAGUAUUCAUUUGGACAAGAAGCGCGCUCUGGAGACAUGGUUCGAACACGAGGGACUGUUUACUGAUAGAUCACUUUUCUGGCGUUUUAAAACGCAGCGCUCAGAGUGGUGCGGGCCGUCGUGUUACAUCAGUUUUGCUUUUGACGACAAGCGCAAGGAGUAUGAAUACAUCGAUUUGGAGGUCUGA